This is a messenger RNA of Pyrenophora tritici-repentis Pt-1C-BFP, 975 nucleotides long. RefSeq names its product TT-ORF1 domain containing protein. NCBI's taxonomy places the organism in Eukaryota, Fungi, Ascomycota, Dothideomycetes, Pleosporales, Pleosporaceae. The record is from RefSeq and is a predicted model, not a curated record.
AUGGCGAGUGCAGACGUACAACAAGCACCGGCACAGGAUGCUGCUGCCGCACUACCAGACUACCUUACCAAUCCGGAUGCUGUUCUGGGGGACAAGAACGCCCGUUGGCGAUACGGCAGGGCCCCUGAUUACUCAAAGACAAGAAAGGUGUUCUCUGAGACGAAGCAAAUGACCCACGAAGCCGGAUCUCUCCCCGAACUCGUACAAAACCUCGUGAAGAACUGGGAGGUCGAAGCUUCUUUCAAACCCAAGAUAGACGACUGGCGUACAAUCGACCAUGAGAAGUACUCUUUUGCCAUCAAUGGCUCCAAGGCUGAGGGUGCAGAGGCCAUGCUGAAGGUCGGCACAUACAACGCCAUCAUCCCACCGAACGAAUACUACUCGCCCGAGUACUCCGACUUUGCCUCGUCGCACAAGACAUUCAAGCGUAUGAUGCCGACAUUUGCAUGGGAGGUGCUCGAGGUCUACAGUGGCCCACCAACCGUCAGUUUCCGGUGGCGCCACUGGGGUCAAAUGAAGAACGACUACGUCGGCUUCAAUAACAAGGGCGAGAAGGUUACAGCCAAGGCCCAUGGAGGCUCGAUAGACAUCCAGGGCGUCACUGUCGCGACAGUGAACGACAAGGUACAGUUGCAAUCCGUACGGACAUGGUUUGAUCCCAUGGAUAUGUUCCGUCAGAUUGCACCCGAUGGUGUGGUCAAGAAGGAGGAAGCGGCCAAGAACAUGUCGCCGGCCGAGGCACUCGAUGAAGCACAGGCUGGUGUGAAGGUCCCCGAGGAGCAGGAGUUGCCCGACCGUACGAUCCAGACGGAUGAGGAGGUUGCACAGACGAUUGCUGGUAUUGAUAAGAAGGAGGCUGAACAAGCAAAGGAGCCGAAAUCACAGGAACUGCCUGCUGAUCAUCCUGCGGUUUCGACGUCGUCGAACUCGGAGGGCGGAUGUCCAUUCAUGCCUGGAGGAUUCCGCACAGAAUGA